CAGAGAUUUGUGGACUAGAAUUGAAACCUACUAGCGGAAGUCCUGCGCAGCCUGGGCGGGACUUCCGGCUACAAUUGCGUGGGACUUAUGCUGACGGUGGGGAGCGAGUGGAGCCGGGAUGGUGCUGUUGGAGAGCGAGCAGUUCCUGACGGAGCUGACCAGGCUCUUCCAGAAGUGCCGGUUGUCGGGCAGCGUGUUCAUCACCCUGAAGAAGUAUGAUGGGCGAACUAAACCUAUUCCAAGGAAAGGUUCUGUGGAGGGCUUCGAGCCCUCGGACAACAAGUGUCUGUUAAGAGCCACUGAUGGGAAAAAGAAGAUCAGCACUGUGGUGAGCUCCAAAGAAGUGAAUAAGUUUCAGAUGGCUUAUUCAAACCUAUUGAGAGCUAACAUGGAUGGACUGAAGAAGAGGGACAAAAAGAGCAAGAGUAAGAAGACCAAAGCAGCACAGUGAAGGGCGCCUGAUUCCCUGCUUUCCCCAACUAACCACUGAAGUGCUGUUUUUCCUUUUGACCACAAAGCUAGGUUUCUGGUUCCCCUACAAUAACUGUUUUCAUGUGAGAUUAGGGUCAUUUUGGAUGGGAGAAGGGAUGUAAUGUUUACAGGGUAGUUUUCAGAAGCCAGUUUAUUUUAGAUCUGGCUAAUUGGUCUGUGUUGCAUAGUGUAUAUUCCUAGAUUAAAGUCUCUAUAGCCAUCUGUGUGAAGAGGGAUGUAUCAUUAAAUCUAUUUAUCAGCACUGAUCAUCUCUUAUUCCUUUUCCCAUCCCAUAGUAAUAGUCUCUGGCAAUAACUACUAAUUCUGGAAUGUGAUUAUGAAUAGGCUUUAGCCUUAUCUUCCAGGUUAUCGGAGUUGAAACCUGACAGUUUUAUAAAAAGUUAUGUUAGUUCACGGGUAUUUUUCCCAACUGGCUAUAUAAUUUUAUUACCAUAGUUCUUUUAGCAAAUUUGAGUGGGUUCUCAUAGUUAAAUUAGAGUUUGCUUACCCACCUUAGGAUAAGCAUAUUACAAAUUCAAGAAUAAAGAUUCCAAGUUAA
Messenger RNA from Rhinolophus ferrumequinum (greater horseshoe bat), 1030 nucleotides. It is a transcript of the gene SRP14, whose product is annotated as signal recognition particle 14. The transcript has 5 exons. The record is from RefSeq and is a predicted model, not a curated record. Gene Ontology annotation, biological process: SRP-dependent cotranslational protein targeting to membrane. Bases 119 to 451 code for a protein of 110 amino acids. Gene Ontology annotation, cellular component: signal recognition particle, endoplasmic reticulum targeting. Gene Ontology annotation, molecular function: endoplasmic reticulum signal sequence receptor activity; 7S RNA binding. NCBI's taxonomy places the organism in Eukaryota, Metazoa, Chordata, Mammalia, Chiroptera, Rhinolophidae.